AUGCAGUGCUUGAGCACGAUCAUGGCAGAGUCGCUAAGCUUCAUCACCAUCUGCCUUUUAGGAUAUCUACUCAGCGCUGACUGUACAGUUUUUCUUGAUCGUGAAAAUGCCACCAAAAUUCUGAACCGGCCAAGGAGAUAUAACUCAGGUAAAUUGGAAGAGUUUGUUCAAGGGAACCUUGAGAGGGAAUGUAAUGAAGAAAAGUGCAAUUAUGAAGAAGCACGAGAAGUUUUCGAAAACACAGAGAAAACUAAUGAAUUUUGGAAGCAGUAUGUUGAUGGAGACCAGUGUGAUUCCAACCCAUGUUUGCAUGGUGGCAUGUGUAAGGAUGGCAUUAAUUCCUAUGAAUGUUGGUGUCAACCUGGAUUUGAGGGAAAGAACUGUGAAUUGGAUGUAACAUGCAACAUGAAGAACGGCCGAUGCAAGCAGUUCUGCAAACUAGGUGCUGAUAGCAAAGUGGUUUGCUCCUGUACUGAUGGAUAUCAACUUGCAGAAGACAAGCAUUCCUGUAUACCAGCAGUGCCAUUUCCAUGUGGAAGAGUUUCUGUCUCACUCUCAUCUAAGACGCUCACUCGUGCUGAGACGGUUUUCUCCAGUGUGGACUAUGAAAAUUCUACUGAAGCUGAGUGGGAUAAUGUUACUGAAAGCAACUCAUCACAAUCGGAGUUCACCCGGGUUGUUGGUGGAGACAACGCCAUACCAGGUCAAUUCCCUUGGCAGGUCGUUUUGCAUGGGAAAAUCGAGGCAUUCUGUGGAGGCUCCAUCAUUAAUGAAAAAUGGGUCGUAACUGCAGCCCACUGUAUCGAACCUGGGGAUCAGAUCACGGUCGUCGCAGGUGAACAUAACAUUGAGGAAAAGGAGCACACUGAGCAAACGCGAAAAGUGAUCCGCACGAUUCCCCACUUCCACUACAAUGCGAGCGUUAACAGGUACAGCCACGACAUCGCCCUCCUGGAACUGGACCAGCCCUUAGUCCUGAACAGCUACGUGACACCGAUUUGCGUGGCCAACAGGGAAUAUACCAACACUUUCCUCAAACUCGGAUCUGGCUAUGUGAGUGGUUGGGGGAAAAUCUUCAACAGAGGGAGAUCAGCUUCAAUUCUUCAGUACCUCAAAGUUCCUCUUAUUGACCGAGCCACCUGCCUUCGGUCCACGAGAGUCACCAUCCUGAAUAACAUGUUCUGUGCUGGCUAUCAUGAGGGAGGUAAAGAUUCUUGCCAAGGGGACAGUGGGGGACCCCAUGUUACUGAGGUGGAAGGGACGAGUUUCUUAACUGGAAUUAUUAGCUGGGGGGAAGAAUGUGCAAUGAAAGGUAAAUAUGGAAUCUACACCAAGGUAUCCAGAUAUGUCAACUGGAUUAAAGAAAAAACAAAGCUCACUUAG
Messenger RNA from Elephantulus edwardii (Cape elephant shrew), 1383 nucleotides. It is a transcript of the gene F9, whose product is annotated as coagulation factor IX. Gene Ontology annotation, molecular function: calcium ion binding; serine-type endopeptidase activity. Bases 1 to 1383 code for a protein of 460 amino acids. Gene Ontology annotation, cellular component: extracellular region. NCBI's taxonomy places the organism in Eukaryota, Metazoa, Chordata, Mammalia, Macroscelidea, Macroscelididae. The transcript is spliced from 8 exons. The record is from RefSeq and is a predicted model, not a curated record. Gene Ontology annotation, biological process: zymogen activation; blood coagulation.